CAUGUUGGUAAUCGGUAGUAUCGAGAUAGUAAUGAAGACUAACUUGACGUUUAUUUAAAUAUGGAGUAGUGAAAGGAUUGCGUUAUCUUUACAGUAAAGAAAUGGUUGUUAUAGUGUACGGGUUUUGAAAAGCAAAACUUCGGUGAAUUAGUUACGUAUAUUUUGAUAAUACACUUUUAAUAUAUUCUCAAGUUGAACGUUUAUCGAAUAUAUAACUCUACCCAGGUGCCAUAUCUUUUCAUACAUUAAGCCGGAUAUAUGUGUUAGUUGUUAUUGGGUAAAGGAAUAAGAAACUACAAAAACAGGUUCAUUCCUUUAAUUUUACUUCGGAGGACGAAAUAAGUGAAGUCACUGUCAUAUAAUGGCUGAGGAAUUAAAGGCAGGCCUCUCAGGCGGAUAUGGUAAUGGCAAAGACAAAUCUGAAACACAUCUUAACACUGCAGAGUAUUUUAUUGCACUUGAGAAAUGGUUACGUGAUGUCUAUGUGUGGCAGAAUAUUACAGCAGCAUUUCCGUAUGCUUUAAUGACAAACCAAUUUGCCCAUGCUGGUGCUAUGAAUAUGCCACAUUUUGGAGGCAGUCAUAGUGGUUCUAGUGUAUUUCCAUACACAGCAUUUAUGCAUAACAGUGAUACUCUUUACAAUCGAAGGCCUCAGGUUGCAAUGAUCAGACCAACACAACAUCAGCAACAUGCAGUUGCAGAGGAAGGUAUUGAGUAUAGAAUUCCUCCUCUCUGGAAGAGGUUAAUUGCAGAGUUCUUAGAUUUCUUCAUGUUAUUCUUCUUUAAGCUGGCUGUUACAUUUAUGGCUGUGGACUUUGAUUUAAUCGAUGUCGACAAGUAUGAUCUAGAUAUGCUACAAAAAACUGUUAAGACAGACUACAGGAUGGCACUGGAGAUGACAUCAGAUAUUCUGUUACUGGAGUUGAUUUACAGGAUAGUUGUAUGUGCAUUUGAAACAUUCUGGUUGCAACGUGGCAUUGACGGACAUUUUGGAGGUGCAACUCCAGGAAAGACAGUGAUGGGAAUUCGUGUUGUGCUCUGCACAAAGGUGACUCGUAUAGAAGGAAGACCUAUGGAUAUUGUUGCAGUUCAUCCUGGAACUGAUCUUGGAUUGGGUUGGGCAUUCGCCCGCUCUUUUAUUAAGAAUUUGAUUCUUGCUUUCUUAUUUCCAGUUUGUUUUACACUCUACUUCUUCAGGUAUAAUCGCACUGUAUAUGACAUUUUGUGUCGAACGAUUGUUGUGGAAGAUCCACCAAGACACCGACACUGAAAAAGGCUUUUUGUGGUAUCUUUGCACUAGCCUUACACAUGCUUUAUUGUUGUCUUGUAUAAAUAAAAAAAUAAAUAUAUAUAGUGUAUAUUAUAUAUUAUUGAUUAAAAUAAUUUUUAAUUUUAUGUUUGAGGUCUUCUUAACAGUUCUGUUGUCUAUUGAAAGCCGUUUGAUUAAAAUGUGGGAAUUCAAAUACAGGCACUAGUAUGUAUGUGAGAAAACAUAUAAUUUAGUACAAUAAGGAUUCAUAUUGGAAUCGCUUUACAUUUCUCUGAAAGUACUAAACUGAUUUUUGAAGUUGCUCUUUUGGAAUUUGUGGUCUGUAUUUCACAAACAAAUAAACAUUUUGAUUAUCACCAA
Messenger RNA from Zootermopsis nevadensis, 1630 nucleotides. Its product is annotated as protein FAM8A1. NCBI's taxonomy places the organism in Eukaryota, Metazoa, Arthropoda, Insecta, Blattodea, Termopsidae. The record is from RefSeq and is a predicted model, not a curated record.